AUGUGUGUGCUGUGGCUUGUCUGUGCGUGUGUGGGAUUUCGAAUGUUUUGUUGCGAGUGUGUUGAGAGAUCCCGAGUUAGCUCUGGUGAGGUUGGGGCUGCUCCGAGGGGUAGAAUGGGUUUUGCAGCAACAAGGCCGUCUGUUUUGUCUGUUUUUACCCAUGUAACUGCUGCCUACUCUUGUGCUGCUGUCCGGGUUCAAUUUGGAUUCGUCUGCAUAUCCAAUUUCCAUGGCCUAGUCUCCGUCCGCCAUCUGCGACGACGUCUCGUCCAUCCCCACGGACUGCACUCCGAAUCUCCGGUAGCCCACCGCUCGCAAUGCGUCAUCCGGAGACGGCGAGCCUCACAUCAAUUCGGCCUAAACCCAUUUCUCGUGGCUUCUAGAACAGAAAGCUUCAAUGGAUCAUCAAAUUUAGUAAGGUAG
Molecule: messenger RNA, 423 nt
Organism: Striga asiatica
Lineage: Eukaryota; Viridiplantae; Streptophyta; Magnoliopsida; Lamiales; Orobanchaceae
Source: the annotation of a GenBank genome assembly